GCGGGGGAGGUACAUAAAAAGGCAGGGCAGCGGGAGGUGGGAAGACGCGAGAGUGAACCAUUCACCCCGCCUCGAGCACCCGGGACCCUGAGCCCACAGCACGCUCCGGCUCCGCAGCCCUCGCCACCCCAAAAGGAUCCUAGCCAUCGGCAACCUAGGUGGGCAUCAGGAUGAAGGCGGCCCGCUUCGUGAUGCGCAGCGCCAGCUCGCUGAGCAGCGCCGGCCUGGUCCCCAGGGAGGUCGAACUCUUCUCGCGCUACAGCCCGUCCCCGCUGUCCAUGAAGCAGCUGCUGGACUUUGGUUCAGAAAAUGCCUGCGAGAGAACAUCUUUUUCUUUCCUGCGGCAAGAAUUGCCCGUGAGACUGGCCAACAUCCUGAAGGAGAUCGACAUCCUGCCCCACCGAUUAGUGAAUACCCCCUCGGUGCAGCUGGUGAAGAGCUGGUACAUUCAGAGCUUGAUGGAUUUGGUGGAGUUCCACGAGAAGAGCCCAGAAGACCAGAAAGCCCUAUCAGACUUUGUAGACACGCUCAUCAAAGUUCGAAACAGACAUCAUAACGUCAUCCCUACAAUGGCUCAAGGGAUCCUGGAGUACAAAGACAGCUGUACAGUCGAUCCUGUUACCAAUCAAAAUCUUCAGUAUUUUUUGGACCGGUUCUACAUGAACCGCAUUUCUACACGGAUGCUGAUGAACCAACACAUCCUUAUAUUCAGUGACUCAAAGACAGGAAACCCAAGCCACAUUGGAAGUAUCGACCCUAGCUGUGAUGUGGUAGCGGUGGUCCAAGAUGCUUUUGAGUGCGCGAAGAUGCUCUGCGAUCAGUAUUACCUAACAUCGCCAGAAUUAAAGCUCACACAAGUUAACGGAAAAUUUCCAGGCCAACCAAUUCACAUCGUGUAUGUUCCUUCCCACCUCCAUCAUAUGCUCUUUGAACUGUUCAAGAAUGCCAUGAGGGCCACAGUUGAGCAUCAAGAAAAUCGCCCUUCCCUGACACCAGUUGAGGCAACCGUCGUCUUGGGAAAAGAAGACCUUACAAUCAAGAUUUCUGACCGAGGAGGCGGUGUUCCUCUGAGGAUUACUGACCGCCUCUUCAGUUACACGUAUUCCACUGCCCCGACCCCUGUGAUGGACAAUUCCCGGAAUGCCCCUUUGGCUGGUUUUGGUUAUGGCUUGCCAAUUUCUCGUCUCUAUGCCAAGUAUUUUCAAGGAGAUCUGAAUCUCUACUCUAUGUCAGGCUAUGGGACAGACGCCAUCAUCUACUUAAAGGCUUUAUCUUCUGAGUCUAUAGAAAAGCUCCCUGUCUUUAACAAGUCAGCCUUCAAGCAUUAUCAGAUGAGUUCUGAAGCCGAUGACUGGUGUAUCCCUAGCAGGGAACCCAAAAACCUGUCAAAGGAGGUGGCAGUGUGAAGAGGAACACUUAGGAAACCUUACGGGAUCAAAGUGGGUCUAUGGCAGCGCUGCUUCAUGAAUACGUGUGUGGACUCUUGUUUCUGCAAACAAAACCAAGCAAGCGAAAAAAAAAAUCAACUCUAGAACAGACAUUGAUCCAGCGAGUGGCGGAGCUUGGUUGUGUGACCAGGGAGAAAUCAGGGCAGGAUUCCAGUAGGUAACAGGUGGCCUGCUUCUCAUUUGGCAAUGCAGAAUGAUCCAUGAUUAUUCCAAAUGCAGGGAAAGGAGUCCAUCUCUGAGUUGCACCUCUUCCUCAGCAAGUACCGAGUCUGAGGUUUGCAAUUUCAACAGCUGGAUGUUGUAGAAUUCUUGUUGCCAUCUAGAUAGAUUGGUAUUCAGUGAACUUUAAAUAUUAAGACCGCGGUGUUUUCCUGCCAUACAAAGGUUAGAGAGUUACUAGAAACGUAUGUAAAUGAACAUUUUAUAGGUGUUGAUAUGUUCUAGAAAGAACAGGAUGAAAGGAAUCAAAGCACUUUCCUGAGCUUGUAGCCGAUGUGCAAACUCAGAAGAAAGCUUCUCUGUCGAGACUUCCAGCAUCAUGCAGCCUUUUCUGAUUGGGCUGCACUCAAUAAGCCAGUGUUUUGGGGCUGGUGCCUAGCCUACAGUGAAAUGUUAAAUAUGCACUGAACUCAGGAAGCUGGGUUGGAAAGGGAGAUAAAUUGCCAAAGUGAUCCAAAGAUUGUAUGUGGGGGGAAAAAGCAUAUUAGGGAAAGAAAUCACAUAUUCAGAACUUAACUGGGAAGAGAUGGUUCUUCUCUGACUGGAAAUGGUGAAGACUCUAAGGGCGUCUACUUUCCAGGCUUAAAAGAUGUGUAUUUUAUGUUUUAGUUAUAUUCUUUACACUCCAACAUUAACAUAUCGUUCAAAUUUUCUAACUGCCAAUUGGCUUGAGGACAUUAAAAUUUAAAUCUUCUUGGAGCCUUUUUUUUUUUUUUUUUUUUUUUUUGAGUAGUCUGGAAGUAAAAAGUUCUUGUGCCAGAAUGAUGAGAAUAAUGGAAUGAUGUCCUUUGUGAAUCAUGGAGAUGUUGAGAACUAGUAACUAAAUGUUGUGACAUGCAGAAAGACUGGGAGGAUACAGGCAUAAUUGGCAGGGGGAGGUGAUCCAUGCAGAUCACCUUACAAAAGAACGAAAGAAAAGGAACAAGGGAAGGAACCGAGAGAGGAAAGGAAGGAAACAGAAGACAGGCAUCUUUCUAUUUCCCUACCAGCUAACCCAAGGACUCCUCUGUGUUUUUCUGGGUAGAGAGGAGGAGGAAACUGUGUCCUUGAAAGCGGUAUGGCUUCUUAAAUAGGAUCUCACUCUUAAAGGAUAAGGAGCUUCGUGAGAUAAUAAAAUCAUUGUGUCAAAUUAAUGUCAAAGCUUUCUUCUGCACUGUGAAAUUAUCAGUCCUGUGUGUCAGCUGAGUUUGAAAUUUGUAUUUAAGUUCGUGGUGACCUAGUGCUGAGGUCUUCUGGUUGUGAACAGCUAUUUGUUCUGGAUUUCAGAUUCACCUGUAGAAGUCCUGGACAAUGACUUUGAUGGCAGGGCUUUGCCUCCUGCAUUGAUUGAUCACACAAAACUGUUGACAUUUAGGUUGCCUGUUGUAUCAUUGUUGCUGGCUUGUUUUUUUAAUUGAAAUUUCAGCUACAUAUUUGUGCAUAUAUAUACUUGUGUUUACCAAAGAUCUAUGACAUUUUGGUUAAUUAGCCCAAAUGCCAUAAGCUAUGUUUAAAGAAAAGAAAAGAAAAUCUUUAGGAUCUCAAUAGCAUCAACUGUGUAAAUUAGGUUGGAAUAGUCCUCUCUGUUAUUUAUGAACCCACAGGAGACUUUCAGCUCUACUGGAUGGAUACUAAAUGCCCAGGCCCACUUAAUUUAUUAUUAAUGUGUGAAUUAUGUUUUUGUUUUCAGGUUAUGUUCAGAGAAAUGUCAUAAUUUUAUAAUAAAUACUUUUCUUAUAAUA
Messenger RNA from Psammomys obesus (fat sand rat), 3388 nucleotides. It is a transcript of the gene Pdk4, whose product is annotated as pyruvate dehydrogenase kinase 4. The record is from RefSeq and is a predicted model, not a curated record. NCBI's taxonomy places the organism in Eukaryota, Metazoa, Chordata, Mammalia, Rodentia, Muridae. Gene Ontology annotation, cellular component: mitochondrion. The coding region runs from base 171 to 1406 and encodes 411 amino acids. Gene Ontology annotation, biological process: protein phosphorylation; regulation of glucose metabolic process. Gene Ontology annotation, molecular function: pyruvate dehydrogenase (acetyl-transferring) kinase activity. The transcript is spliced from 11 exons.